AUGAUGACACCACAAAAGAGCCUAUCAGCAGCUUUAAAUGCUAGAAUCAUAGGCUCAGGCAUUGAAACCAUAGUUUUUUGUCAUGGUUUUGGAGCAGACCAAUCCAUAUGGGACAAAAUCAUUCCUCUUUUAGCUGAAAAUUACAGUUUAGUUCUCUUUGAUUGGCCCUUUUCUGGGACUGUGACAGAUAAGAACCUCUAUGACCAUGCCAAGUACACAUCCUUUAAACCUUAUGCUGAUGACUUAAUCACCAUCAUAGGUGAGAUGGUCCUCAAAUGUGUCACUUUUGUAGGACAUUCCAUGUCUGCUAUGAUCGGUUCAUUUGCCUCCACCAAAAAACCUGAGCUUUUUAAGAGGCUCAUUCUUAAGACUGUAGUGGAUGUGGCCACUAUUAUUUCAAAUGAGAUUCACCAGGCUAUUCUGUCUACACCAUCUCCUACUGGUGUCUCAAAGCCUUUGGGAUUUCCGGGACUUAUCAUGGGAUUGUGCCAAGCUGCUAGUUCCUGA
Molecule: messenger RNA, 507 nt
Organism: Cajanus cajan (pigeon pea)
Lineage: Eukaryota; Viridiplantae; Streptophyta; Magnoliopsida; Fabales; Fabaceae
Source: RefSeq, a predicted model, not a curated record